GAGUAGAUCGGGCCUGAAUUUGGUAUCUCACAGAGGAAGCCCGAUAAAAUCGGAGUUUCAAAUACCUUGUCAAUUUCGGCUCCAAAACCCAGCUUCUAGCUUUGAAAUUCGAUCAUGCAAAUGGAGCUGCCGGCGUCGAAUUCUCCGGCAAUCCGUCGUUGUUACUCGAAAUCGCUGCCUCCGGUGAAUUCACAUUCCAGAUGCGGAAUGCAGUGUCGGAAAGUGGUUGAUAUAUCCCCUCCAUCUCUCUCCAGAAUUCGGAAACCCUCUCGCAGAAUCUCGGCCUCUGCUAAUUUUGCCUGCGAUGAACAUUUGGAACCGCAGAAUUUUGGAAAGAAGAAAUGGUUUCACUUCGUCGGCGUCGGAGGAAGCGGAUUAUCUGCUCUUGCUAUGCUUGCGCUUAAGCAGGGUCAAGUGGUUAGCGGUUCGGAUAUAGCGUGGAGUGGCUAUAUGGAUGCAUUAAAAGAAGCCGGCGCGUCAAUUUAUAUAGGUCACUCGGAAACGAAUUUGCAGGGAAACGGGGAUGUAUCGAGUUUACCUGAUGCAGUUGUUGUCUCGAGUGCUGUUCCGCCGGGGAAUGUGGAGAUUUCGAUUGCCAAAUCUUGUGGAGUACCUGUGUAUAAGCGAGGUGCAUGGUUGGGGAAGAUAACCGAGGAUUAUAAUUUGAUUGCUGUCAGUGGCAGCCAUGGAAAGAGUACCACAACAAGUAUGCUUGCUUAUGUAUUAAAGGCUAUGGGAGAUGAUCUUACAGUUGUGAUCGGGGCACAGGUUCAACAGUUUUCUGGAGCUAAUGUUAUUCAUGGGCAUGGGCGCAACUUUGUACUGGAGGCUGAUGAAUAUGAUGCUUGUUUCCUUGGAUUAUCACCUCAUGUAGCCAUAGUAACAAAUGUGGACUGGGAGCAUGUUGAUAUAUUUCGAGAUGAGGACGCUGUCAUAGAAGUUUUUAGGAAGUUCCUUGGCCAAAUAAGAACUGGUGGGCACCUAAUACUGAAUGGGGAUAGGUAUGUAUCACCAUCUUUUAUGGUUUAUUAUUCAUUUUCUAUGCUAGAAAUAUCUGAAGCUCUUGAUGAUACGGAGUCUCUCUCCGCCUACCUAUGCAGCAGCAGAUACAAAAUUACAACCUUUGGCAUGUCAAGUUACAAUGACUGGCAGGCAUCAUCAGUUUCUUCAAACUCCAUCGGUGGUUGUGACUAUAAACUGUGCCACAAGGGACGAGCUGUCCUUGACAUCAGCUUACAAAUACCAGGAGUUCAUAAUGUUCUUAAUUCGUUAGCGGUUAUUGCUGCAUUGAGUGCUAUACUCGGUGAUAAAAGACAAGUUUAUGAAUCAAUUCAUAUGGUGAAGUCACAUUUAAAAAAUUUCAAAGGUGUUUCCAGACGUUUUGAGUUCAUCGGUGCAAUUCAUGGAUACCAUAUUUUUGAUGAUUAUGCUCACCACCCCACUGAAGUCCGUGCUGUUCUUCAAGCAGCAAGAAAGAUGUUCCCCUCAAAAGAGCUUCUGGUGGUUUUUCAGCCUCACACUUACAGCCGCUUAGCAGCAAUGAAGAGCGAGUUUGCCUCUUCAUUUACUGAAACGAAUCGAGUUAUAAUUACAGAGAUUUAUGCUGCCAGGGAAGCUAACUUUUGGAGUAUCAGUGGAGAGGAUCUGGCUAGGUCCAUAACCAGCCCUCCUUGUGAUUUUAUCCCAUGCCUGGACAAUGUGGUGGAUAGGUUGGUGGAUAUGGUAUCCAAGGAUCCUUGUCAUCAGAUGGUCAUCUUGACACUUGGAGCAGGCGAUAUAACUACUGUCGGACGAAAGCUGCUCAAAAAAUUGCAGCAAAUCUUUAAGUAAUUCAUUCAACCCAACAAUCGCAAAGCUCAACUGAAAAAUCUGCAGCAUACCACACUGAAAAAUCUGCAGCACACCACACGUAACGGCAGCCAAAAGCAAGUGGAAUUUGUAUUCAACAACAAACACGAAAGGGGAAACCAGGAUACGGUAAUCAGGGAAAGACACAAAAUUGGAUUGUAAUUAUUUCCAAGGUCUUGGAAUAAUCUAGAAAUCAUUAUACAUGAGAAUCGUCGUGCCAAUCUCUAGAUGUCAACAAAG
Molecule: messenger RNA, 2088 nt
Organism: Erythranthe guttata (spotted monkey flower)
Lineage: Eukaryota; Viridiplantae; Streptophyta; Magnoliopsida; Lamiales; Phrymaceae
Source: RefSeq, a predicted model, not a curated record